AACCAGUAAGAUGGAAUUGCUCGGAGAGGCGACGGAGGAAGAAGAGGAACGGCGGAAGGAGACGGGGAUCAUCGAGUUCGACGCGAGGAUUUCCCUUUUCAUCACCGCUGAUCUCUGCCUCCGAUCGGAUUUCUAUUUUCCUAUUCCGAUUCUGAUCGGGAAUCCCGCAGUUUGAGAGAAGUGGUGGUUUCUCCAAUUCAUAGAGGGCUGCUAUCACAUUUCCGCAACAUUUGAGGCCUUCCUGAAAGUCCAAACGGUGUGCCUUGAAGAUGUUUGGAGGAGGCAAUGGCACCCCAGUUUUCCCUGUUUUCUUAGAAGAAAAUCAAUUACAAUACGAUCCUAAUGGAUCAACCCAACUUCAGUUAUUUGGUACAGCAGGUCUCAAUAGGCCAAGCAAAAGGGGCAGAGAAACAGAGGCUAUAUCAAGACAGCAAAAGCUUCACUUCUCUCUGAAUAACUUUGCUCAUGAUGAAGUAGAUCGUUCUGCAAGCAUUCCAAACUCAAAUGCUGUGUCAACUGGAUUGAGGCUGUCAUAUGAUGAUGAUGAACCCAACUCAUCUGUUACUUCUGCAAGUGGAAGCAUGACGACCCUUCCGGUCAUUUCAUCCCUUGGGGAUAGUUUAAGAGCUGAGCUUGAUCAUCAGAAGGAAGAGUUUGAUCACUACAUCCGAGUUCAGGAAGAACAUAUUACGAAAGGAGUGAAGGAAAUGAAGCAGCGGCAAAUGGCUUCCUUGUUAACCACAAUAGAGAAAGAGGUGGGAAGGAAAUUGCGGGAAAAAGAAGUUGAGAUUGAGAACAUGAACAGGAAGAACCGUGAAUUAGUCGAAAGAAUAAAAGAAGUGGCACUGGAGGCUCAGAGUUGGCAUCAGAGGGCCCGGUACAAUGAAGCCAUGGUUAACUCCCUUAGAAGUAACCUUGAACAUGCAAUUGCUCAAGGAACUGAUCAUGGGAAGGAAGGUUGUGGAGACAGUGAAGUGGAUGACUCUGCUUCCUCUUAUAACCAUAAUAUGAUUGCCGGCGUACCAACAAGAAUGCUCCUGGAGAACAGAGAAUUGAAGGAGCAGAGAAAUUGCAAGAUCUGCAAAAGUAAGGAAGUUUCCAUCUUGCUGUGGCCUUGUAGGCAUCUUUGCAUAUGUAAGGAUUGCGAGGGCUCUCUGGAUGUCUGUCCUGUUUGUCAAACCAUGAAAACUGCAAGUGUUGAGGUUUACAUGUCCUAGGGAAUCAAGAAGGUGGAAAAAAAAAAGGAACAAAAAGGAGUGAAAAAGUGAAAUAAACCAAACACUUGCUUAGAUUUCCUUGUUAUAAGUUAUGAAAUCUGUAUAUGCUAGAAAUUAACUUGGAAAUGA
Nymphaea colorata (pocket water lily) is the source of this 1346-nucleotide messenger RNA. RefSeq names its product probable BOI-related E3 ubiquitin-protein ligase 2. Lineage: Eukaryota; Viridiplantae; Streptophyta; Magnoliopsida; Nymphaeales; Nymphaeaceae. Gene Ontology annotation, molecular function: ubiquitin-protein transferase activity. The record is from RefSeq and is a predicted model, not a curated record. Bases 270 to 1217 code for a protein of 315 amino acids. The transcript has 5 exons.